AUGGCCCAACUAACAGCUCGUACCGUUCUGUCAUCGCUUUCGAAGCGAACCUUGAUGCCUGCUGUUGUCUCACGUCGUUCAUUGGCCACAGAGGCUUCACCUGAAGACUACGGUUAUUACCCAGACCCUCUUGAGCAUGCUACUGGUCGUGAAAAGAAAAUGCUGUUGGCACGUCUUGCUGGAGAUGAUGAAGAAGAGUAG
Molecule: messenger RNA, 201 nt
Organism: Cooperia oncophora
Lineage: Eukaryota; Metazoa; Nematoda; Chromadorea; Rhabditida; Trichostrongylidae
Source: the annotation of a GenBank genome assembly